GCCUGUUUCCGGCCGGAGGUGUGAGUGUCGUACCCCACAAGCAGCGAGGACCGACACUCGCCAUUGUAUGAAUUUGUUGCUUUCGAGUCUUUUUCCGUUUAUUUUUAUUCAGUUUUUAUAUGCAGUUAGAUUUAACAGUUCGUUGUUAAAUCAUCGACUCCCGUUUUUAAGGACAAAGAUUGUAUUUACAAUUAAGGACAUGGCAACAGAUUCGUGGGCCCAGGCUGUCGAUGAACAAGAAGCCGCGGCGGAGUCGAUAGGCAACUUGCAAAUAAAUGAAAAAGAUGACAAGCUGAAAGCUGCAGCAAAUGGUGCAAAGACAGAAGGCGAUGGAGUGAAGACGGAGGACGAGGAUAAAGAUGACAAGGCAGCACAGUCACUGUUGAAUAAACUGAUCCGCAGUAAUCUAGUGAACACGACCAAUCAAGUUGAAGUCCUUCAGAGGGAUCCGAGUUCUCCGCUAUACUCUGUCAAGUCGUUUGAAGAGCUGCGAUUAAAACCUCAGCUACUGCAGGGAGUGUAUGCCUUGGGUUUCAACAGACCCUCCAAAAUCCAGGAGACCGCAUUACCCAUGAUGCUCGCAGAACCUCCACAGAAUCUGAUCGCUCAGUCUCAGUCAGGCACGGGUAAAACGGCUGCCUUUGUGCUGGCCAUGUUAAGUCACGUGGACCCUGAAAACAAAUGGCCUCAGUGUCUGUGUGUGUCCCCCACAUACGAGCUCGCCCUACAGACAGGCAAAGUCAUCGAGCAGAUGGGCAAAUUUUACCCUGAAGUCCAACUGGUGUAUGCCAUCAGAGGAAACAAAUUGGAGCGGGGAACAAAAUUACAGGAACAGAUCGUGAUUGGCACUCCCGGUACUGUUUUGGAUUGGUGCCAAAAGCUUAAAUUCAUCGACCCCAGGAAGAUCAAGGUGUUCGUCCUGGAUGAAGCUGAUGUCAUGAUCGCCACACAGGGCCAUCAAGACCAGAGCAUUCGUAUCCCGAGGAUGCUUCCUAAAACUUGCCAGAUGCUGCUGUUCUCUGCCACAUUUGAAGACACUGUGUGGAACUUUGCAAAGAGGAUCGUUCCCGACCCCAACAUCAUUAAACUUAAGCGUGAGGAGGAAACUCUGGACACCAUCAAGCAGUACUACGUCAUCUGCAACAGCAAGGAGGAGAAAUUCCAGGCUUUGUGCAACAUCUAUGGAGCCAUUACUAUCGCACAGGCCAUGAUCUUCUGCCACACCAGGAAAACCGCCGGGUGGCUGGCAGGAGAGGUGUCCAGAGAAGGCCACCAGGUGGCGCUCCUCAGUGGAGAGAUGCAGGUGGAACAGCGGGCAGCGGUCAUCGAACGUUUCCGUGACGGCAAGGAGAAAGUUCUCGUUACCACUAAUGUCUGUGCUAGAGGUAUUGAUGUGGAGCAAGUUUCAGUCGUUAUCAACUUUGAUCUGCCAGUGGACAGGGAUGGAAACCCUGACAACGAGACGUAUUUGCACAGAAUCGGGCGUACUGGGCGAUUCGGCAAGAGGGGGUUGGCGAUCAACAUGGUGGACAGCAGAUUUAGCAUGAACAUCCUCAACCGCAUCCAGGAGCACUUCAACAAGAAAAUCGAGAAGCUGGACACAGAUGAUUUGGAUGAAAUCGAGAAAAUCGCCAACUGAGCGGCCAUCUUUGUUCUUUUAAUAGGACUGUGCUCGUGCUAUGUUUUAAAUCAGAGGCUGGAGGCAGAGCUGUGCCAGAGAGGAUGUUUACAUCUGGAGCAGUUUUAUCUCCGAUGGAGUUUUUAUAGGUUUUGUUUAAACACAUUUCACUCUUUGUACUUAAUAAAUUUCGAAUGUCUAGUCUUAACAUCACGUGUGCGAGAAUGCUACAGGAGCGGUCCGGGAUAGUGGCACGAGGAAUAUGCCUUUCGAUAUAUCAACAAUUUCAUCAUGAACCUUUUCAAUUGACACUUAACAGCCUGCCUUCACAUGAAGUGUGGGAAAAAAUUACAUUGACUGUUAUAUUGAUUUCUAACAUCCUCAUAUUGUCGUAAUUGUUGAUGAGAUUUUUGUGAAAUGAGCUGAAUUUUCGAUCACGAGUGUGCAGAGUGCUACGUUUCAUGAAAAAUGAGCAUUUUCAGUCAAGUUUAUUUGUGUUUAUGAAAUCUGGGUGCAGCUACAUUUGAUGUGUCACUCCUAACUAGGAGUCAAAAUGCAGGGUUUAUUUCAUAUUAUGAGAGAUUGCUGUUAUACAUUAAUACGCAAUAACUCAUUACAUUGCUACAGAAGGAUGCUAGCAGUUAUUGGCUUUGAAUUAAACUCAAACAGUUGCCAAAGUCCUUUUACUGGUAUAAAAUUAUGCAAAAGCCAAAGAUUUGUGCCUCCAUUGGAUUCGCCAGUAUUUAACAUGGAAUAACACAAAUGUAUCUAUUCAUCAUGUCCAAAUAUUGUCAUACGUAUUCAAUAAGUACAAAGAGUGAAACUGUUAUAUUUAACAGAUGCGUCACGGCAUUCGUUGUAAGAGUGCUCUGGAGUGGAAGCGUUAUUUGUGUUCCCCGUAACAGACUGCAUUGAAUUGGAAAUGAUCAGGUUCAAGUACUGGAAUGCAACUGAAUUUGUAACAGCAGAAGGCUGUGCCACAUUCCCGUUUGCAGCUGCCUUAAAAAUGUAAAAGACAGAUGCGAAAGCAUUCUCUACAAUCUCAGUGUAUUCUUCAGGGUAGCCGUAGCAAAUGAUUAUUUUAUAUUAUGGAAUGUUUUAAUUUAACCACUGUAAACUCAAACGACACUGCACUCGACUCCAUUACAUAUGCAUUAGAGUAGACGUAUAUUUUAUUCAUUGGUAUGAGAGUAGUGAGGUUGGGGUAAAGUGUGUCGGUCGCUUCUUUGAAGGGAAGACUUUUCUUGAUAAAGAAUUACUAGAUUGCUUGAAUAUAUCUCCUGUUGCCUUGUUCAUUUUCUCAGUUUGGUUCAAGCUGUCGAGUUGCAAUGAUAUUAAAUAGAGGGUUUGCAAAAAAAUGUAUGAUUAAACUAAAGGUCUGUCUAGAAACCAUCACUUGAUCUGGUGUCGCAUCAGAGAAUAAAUGGACUUGUCUAUUAUCAAAAACACAUUCCUGCAUAAUCAUUGCAUUUCUACAUUUUUUUUAUUUUUAGUAUGUAACUGAAAUACCCAUAAUGCUUGAGGACAAUUCAAUGAUGACGUUUCUACAUCACCACAAGGCUGCUCGUAGUCGUUCAAGUCAUAUUCACCUCAAUGAAGAUGUAUUUAUAACAUUCAUUUACUCUCAUUCAUUUAUGUGAAAAAUGUUUUUUUUUUUU
Messenger RNA from Sinocyclocheilus anshuiensis, 3276 nucleotides. RefSeq names its product ATP-dependent RNA helicase DDX19A-like. The record is from RefSeq and is a predicted model, not a curated record. Gene Ontology annotation, molecular function: RNA helicase activity; nucleic acid binding; ATP binding. The transcript is spliced from 12 exons. Bases 68 to 1639 code for a protein of 523 amino acids. NCBI's taxonomy places the organism in Eukaryota, Metazoa, Chordata, Actinopteri, Cypriniformes, Cyprinidae.